AGAGCUCUUCGGCUGCCUUGGCGGUACCUUUGCGAGCCGGGUUGUGUUUCCAGCCGGGGAACUUGGACGCGUCGGACCGUGCCGGGUAGAAAGUGGGGUUGGGGUGGGCCUGGGGGGUGGGCAGGAAUUUAUUUCCCUUCAUGGUUUCCUAACGGACUUUUGGGGGCCGGGAGAAGGGAAAUUGGUUUUUUGUCGACGAGGAAGAAGCUACUGCUUUGUUUUGGUGGGGAAGCUCCGCGAGGAGGCCCGUGACUUCCAGCUGACGAGCCUGAAGCGUCCUCGACUUCUCCGCCCUUCCAGCGGGUGUGAGGGGACCCCUCUGACCUGGAGCUGGUUAGGCCCAGGUGGGAGGCGGAGGAGGGAAGGCCGGGCCCCUGUUCCAGGCGGGGCGGAGCUGGAAGCCUCCCUUGAGCUGCCCUGCUGCCGCCGCGGCGGGGGAAAGGCUCCCCGGUCCCGAGGACGACGGCGCUGGACUACGUGUGCGACAUGUCCCCCACCAUCUCCUACAAAGACAGCAGCCGGCAGCGCCGGCCGGGCUCCUAUCAGAACUCGGUGGAUAUGCUGAAGAGGGAGCUCCCGCCCCCGGACUUCUGCGGGGAUGGCCGCGCCGAAGUGGGAGAUGACCGAGAGGCGCUUCUCCAAGAGCCGAGCGUCACGCCGCUGGGGACACCCCGGGGCUACCGAGCGGAGCUGGGCAGCAUCUUGCUGCUGCUCUUCCUCUACGUGCUGCAGGGCAUCCCGCUGGGGCUGGCGGGCAGCAUCCCGCUCAUCUUGCAAAGCAAGAACGUCAGCUACACGGACCAGGCUUUCUUCAGCUUCGUCUUCUGGCCUUUCAGCUUGAAGCUGCUGUGGGCCCCCCUGGUGGAUGCCGUGUACUUCAAGAGCUUUGGCCGGCGCAAGUCAUGGCUUGUGCCCACUCAGUACACCUUGGGGCUUUUUAUGAUGUACCUUUCCAGGCAGGUGGACUCUUUGCUUGGGGAGGAGGAUGGCAAAAGCCCAGAUGUGGUGGCUCUUACAGUGACCUUCUUCUUGUUUGAGUUUCUGGCAGCCACUCAGGACAUAGCUGUAGAUGGCUGGGCAUUGACUAUGUUGUCUCGGGAGAAUGUGGGCUAUGCUUCCACUUGUAACUCUGUGGGACAGACAGCUGGCUACUUCUUGGGAAAUGUCUUGUUCUUGGCUCUGGAAUCGGCCUCCUUCUGCAACAAGUAUUUGCGGUUUCAGCCUCAACCCAGAGGAAUUGUAACGCUUUCAGGUAUAAAUUUUUGAAAUGAAUGUAAUGAUGCAGAUCUAUCCAAGAGACCCUUUUAUCUCCCCCCCCCCCAAGCUUCUGUGUCCUCUUCAGGUUGACAAUUGUUCAUGUGUAGUGUGGUAAGAAGUGGUGAUGGAUUAGUCUACUAUGGAACAUUUCAUUUACACCCCUCUUAUAGAACUGCAAAAAGAAUUACAGUACCUGUGUGGAUUUUCUAUUCCAGAUUGCUAUAUCAGCUGCCCAACUUUGAAGGUUCACAUUUGUUUAGGAACUGUCUGAUCUAGAUACACUCUUUUGAUAAAAAGCUGGUGGAUGGGUGGGUGAAACCUGGAAGAACACAUGCUGCUAUAUUAGCACACUUAGUGAAAAUGCAGUGUUAUCUUACAGAAGUUUUGGUAUUUGCUGGUUCAUGCUAGAUAGCAAUUCUGCAUUUACACAUUUUGCCCAGAUUACUUUGCUUGAAAAUGGAGCUGCCAUGUCAUCUUAAUUAAUUAAUAAGCUAAACUAAGCUAGUUGUCCUCAUCCAUGUUGCUAACAUUAAUAAUAAUGAGAGGUAACAUCCUUCAGAUACCUAUGGUGAAAAGACCCAAAGCAAAAUGAACAAUUAUAGCAGGCACAUCCAACUUCCAAGAGACUGCCAUCUACUCACACUAUAACAAACUGGCAGAGAUCUACCCAUUGGUUUGACCAGAGUUGUUGAGCUUUUUGGGGGGAGGGGGAGCCAAAGUUGUUGAGCUUUUUUUCCUUUUUUGGGGCGGGGUGUCAGGAGCCUGUGAUUGACAAGGGACGACCUUGGGCAUCCCGUGAUCGACCAGUAGAUCGUGAUCAACCGGUUGGACAGGCCUGAGUUAUAGUAUAGGUUUACAACUAGAAGCAGAAUUGGUAAAGAUCUGUCAAAUCUAGUUUUUUCAGAACUCUCUUCAAGAAUGGGAAGAGAGGCAUUACUUUCACACGUCUACUUUCCUGCCACCAUAAGGUUCUGCAUAAGGUUGAAAGCACACAAUUGAAAUGUAAGGUGUAAUCAUAUGGUAUUAAAAACAGUUUAGAAGCAAUUGUAGUCACAGGAAUAGGGUGGUUCCUGAAAACACGUCUCAAUUGCCAGAGACCAGAGCAAAGAGGUGUGUCUUUAGCAUAUGUUGGAAAUUGUGUAUGUUUCUGAAAAAAGUGAUUAAUACAAUAUAUAUAAUAUAAUGAAGGUGCCAUAUGUACUUCUGUGGGAAGGGAAUUCCACAACCUAGGAACUACCACAAAGAAUUCCCUCUCCCACAGCACAGCUUGAACUUUUGAGGGCAGUGGGACUACCAAGGAGGCCCCCUCUACUGAUCUUGACAACAAGAGCAUCUGUAUGGAAGUUAUGGGCUAGUGUUAUAUCAGAUAGACACAACAAAGAGGCAACAGAGAUCCCAGUGAUUUCAGACUGGCUACUUAUAUAUCUUGCUUUGUGCAUGCAUGUUUUAAUUUAUCACAAUGCUUCCAGUUUGUUAAGUAGGGUUCUUGAGGUUGGGGAUAAGAGUAUUUACUGAAAUGAGUUCUUAAAUUUCAUUAUUCUUAACUUAAUUUGCUUAUUCACAUUGUGGUCUCCAAAUCCAUUCCUACGGGGAUUAAUCUGACAUCUUUUCUUCUGGUAAAGAUUAAGGCCGCACUAUGUAGACUGCUUGCUCCUGUGGAGCCCCUUUUUUAUUUGGAUGAGCUAAUAAUCCAGCAUAAAUUACCAGUAAUUGGUUUUGUGAAAUCUAUUUUUCUUAUUGGACGGUAUGUUAAUUGUUUUACGAAGGUUGCAGCUAGUCUUAGUGUUGGUUUUAAAUAGUAUGUUAUUAGCAUCAAGUGUCUUCAUAAUGGAAAAGGUUUCAUUUCCCCUUCAGAUUUCCUAUUUUACUGGGGUGCUGUUUUCUUAAUCACUACCACCUUGGUCGCACUCUUGAAAAAAGAAGAUAGGGAAAGACACCCAUCAAAAGAAGAAACAAAAGGCAUCAUGGAUACGUACAAGCUGCUCUUCUCAAUAGUAAAAAUGCCAGCAGUCCUUACGUUUUGUGCCCUGAUUUUAACAGCAAAAGUGAGUACAUGAUUUGUGAUUAUCAUUUGGGAAUGUGCCUCAUUUUUAUAAGUUCCUGUUAUUCAUGGACCUAUAUGCCAGUCUUAUGAGCUACUAUGCCAGAAAACAUAUUAAUUGAGAAGAGAGCUACUAUUGCUAGCUAGCUAGCUAUUUAUUUAUUUGAUUUAUAUACCACCCUUUAACCAAAGAUCCCAGGGUGGUGUACAAGAUUAAGAACAUAAUUUAUGGAGCAUAAUAAUAAAAGCAUAAUACUGAACAUAAUAAUAGACAGCAUAACAAUAAAAUAAUCAUGAUAACAGUCCGUCCCCUCUGCCGCAGAUUGUUUAAUGACCAAACACCCUGGUAAAGAGGAAUGUUUUCACCUGGCACCUAAAGACAUGUAAUGCUGGCACCAGGUGAGCCUCUGUGGGGAGAGUGUUUCACAGUUGAGGGAACCAUCACAGAAAAGGCCCAUUCUCAUGUUGUAAGUCUCUAAACCUCUCAGGAGUGGGGACAUAGAGAAGGACAAGCACAAGGUCUAGAUCAGUUUAUAUGGGGAGAGGUGGUCCUUAAGGUAUUGUGGUCCUGAACCGUGUAAGUUAUGAGAUAGCAUUGUAGCUGAGUUGAUACAAAGCAAUAUGUGUGUCAUCUUAAGUAUGCACUUUCUGUAGGAGCAAUAGAUUGGAAGCCCUAUACAGACAUUAUUUUGUGUGCAGAGGGGGAAGCCAAUGUGGUGUAAUGGUUCAGAGUGUUGGACUAGGAUCUGGGAGAAUAGAGUUCAAAUCCCCACAUGGCCAUGAAGCUCACUGAGUGACCUUCUGGCAGUCGCUACCUCUCAGCCUAACCUACUUUACAGGGUUGAUGUGGGAAUAAAUUGAGAAGGAAUGAACCAGAUUAAAAUACAUGUCAACCUUCUGCAUGUCUGGAUAAGCUUGCCUAAACAAAAAUGCUUUCAGCUAGUGUCAAAACCACUGAUGUCAAUAGGCAGGGAGUUCCAAUGAAAUGACAACAAGAUUGCAUUUCUCAGUGGUUUAGGUGUUUAAACUAUUGGACUCUUCAGAAUUGGCAUUCCAGGGGAUGGCAAGCUCCCACUUUUGUUUUCUUCUUCUGCUAACAGAGAACAUGAGCCUUGUUAGCUCUGUAAUGCUGACUGUGCUGUUACUUUUUUGUAUUUUUCUACACCAUUCUCUGACAUGGGAGGGGAAAGAGGGAGCCUCAUGCUCAGUCUCCAGAGGGCUGCUCUUUCUUUGAUUGAGAGCUCAUUGAAUGCAGUCAGUUGAGAGAGGAACAGAGCCGUUGUCAUUGGCUCCCUGAUGGCUGCAAUUGAGCAGUCAUAUCUUAACCUAAUCAGCAGGGAUAUAAAAGAGGAUUAUGACGAUGGCUCCAUAUUGUGCUGCAAUGGAUCCUAGAAGUCCUCAAUUAACCAUAAUUUCCUCUUACGUCUGAAUCAGAAAAAACCAUGAUUACUACAGUUUCAAGUUCUUUGUUCUGAACCUAGUCACCACAGCUCCUCCCCCCUUUCUGGUUCUGAUUUAACUCUGGUUAAUUGCUGGCAUUGUGGCAUAUUGCAGCAUGCCAGGGAGGGAAUUGGUAGCACAGCAACAAAACUCACAGGCAGAAGGCUUGAGCAUGUCUCUAGCUUAUUAAACUACAGCACGAUCAUUCAACUUUUCCUAGGGUUCUUUCUUUAAAACUUUUUGUAAUUUGCAAGACUGCAUAAACAAUACGCUACCGAAGCCUCUCUGCCAGGAAGCUGGAUUAAAAAAACAGUUGUUGAACGAGUUUGUUCUAAAAACAAACUCCGCUCCUGAGAGCCAACAGGAUUGUUUCUCAGUGACUAUCAUAGCUGAAAGAGGGAAAUAUUGGCAUGCAAGGGGAAGCUCCGUUAAAUAUCCCGGAAGAAGGUAUAAUUAGACCACUGGAACCCUGGACAAGAGUCGUUCACACUGUAACAUUUUGUUGCAGUUCCUACUGGUUUAAUGUAAACACUGCCUCUUUCGAUUGUUACAUGGGCUAUAUUUAUGAAGCCAUGCUAGCACUGCAAGAUUAUUGAUCCAAUACAGUGGUACCUCGGGUUACAAACACUUCGGGUUACAAACUCCGCUAACCGUAGUUGCUCCGGGUUGCGAACUUUGCCCCAGGAUGAGAACAGAAAUCACGCAGCGGCAGCGGGAGGCCCCAUUGGUAAAAGCGCGUCUCAGGUUAAGAAUAGUUUUGUGUUAAGAACGGACCUCCGGAACGAAUUAAGUUUGUAACCCAAGGUACCACUGUAAUUAUUUUUGUAUAAUCUCCCAUAUUUGCCCUGAUAUGGCUAUCAGCUAUGUUGCUUCCUGUCAAAUGUUGGAAUGAUUCCAAUUGUUCAAGAAGCUGCAAUCUCAAAUCAAGGUUUCAUACUCAACUUUGAUGGCCCACCACAAACAAUGGUUUAUAAACUGACACAGGCUCAGGCAAAAAAGCAAACCAUGUUUUGUUAGUUUAAUGUGUUAGUGUUAUGUAUUGUUUUUGUAUUGUAUUGUAUUGUUUAUUUUUUUGUAGUGUUUAAAUUGUUGGAAAAGUAAUAAAUAUUAUUUUUUUUAAAAAAAGCAAACCAUGGAUUUUGCAUAAUGUCUAAAUGUCCAUGGAUUUUGCGUAAUGUUCUAUAAGCGGAGGGGCACGAUUUAAUUUGUCUAAGCUAGUGAUUCCCAAACUGGUCCAUGAACCACCUGUGGUCUGCAAGCUUCAUUCAGGUAGUAUGUGGCAUGUAAUAUUGAUUUUUAGCUGUAUUUUGAUUGUUUGUUUUUAUUUUUUAUAUUGCAUUCUAUUUUAUUACUAUCUACAUUCAAUAACUGAACAAUAUAAGAGAAAAAGAAGCAAUAAAAAUACAAUUAAAAUCAUACAUCAUCCAGUACAGUGCAUUACAAUUGCUGUAGUGAGCAGAAAAAUCAUUAAGUGGUCUGCAAGACACUCAGCAGUUUUCAAGUGGUCCAUGAGAAAAAAAUGUUUGGGAACCACUGGUCUAAGCCAAAGGUGGGGUUGAGAACCUGUGGAAUCGUUGGGUGCCAACUCCCAUAAACCUCAGUCAACAUGACCAAUGAUCAGGGAUGAAUUGAGUUGUCUGGAGGACCACAAGUUCCCUUUCACGGUCUUCUUCUUAAAUACUGAUUUGCUAUUCUGGACCACAGUGUUGGGAGCUUGGAUCUGGAUCAAGUUUCAGAAAGUCCAGGGAUGGGUGACCAUGAAUAAGUUACUACAUAUCAGUACAGCAGGAAAACCUUGUUGUAUGUGUGUAAGAUUGUAAAAGGUUUUUAUGUUGCAGAUCGGAUUCUCGGCAGCGGAUGCAGUCACAGGCCUCAAACUGGUAGAAGAAGGAGUACCUAAAGAACACUUGGCUCUUCUUGCUGUUCCAAUGGUUCCACUGCAGAUCAUAUUGCCUCUGAUUAUCAGCAAAUACACAGCAGGUCCACAGCCCCUGAACACAUUUUACAAAGCUAUGCCUUUCAGGUAAAAAGCCUCUUGAUAGUUAAACCUGAUAAUACACAACUCUGUUAAUGUGAAACUAUAAUUUUGUAACCAUUAAAAGCAAUGAGAUGUGCAUGUUGGGCUUUUACUUGGAAAGCUUUGCCGUGGUUAUUGGUUCGAAAUCCCCUGCUCUUGUUCGCUAUGCAAUUUAUAAUGAAGUGCUGUAGCUUUGCUGAAUUACACUGGUCAACAACAAAUUUGUUGUCUGCGUUUUUUCAGUUGAUUUAGGAUGAAUCUGAUGCACUGAAUCCAAAAAUCACAUUGGUUUUGCUCAAUCAGGUCAAGUUUUUGAGCUAUGGCCACAUGUCUUUUUUUACGUUUUUGUUCACAUGUACGCUUGUGUGGAGCAUUUUAGAAGAAGUUGGUGGGGGUAAAAUGCCAUGUCGAAUAAUUGUUUUGAUUGGAAAUGAUUAUUUUAAUGACAAGAAGUAUUCAGGUCCGAUAGUUCUGGGUGAUUAUGUCGAAAACGGAUCCGUUUGAAGUCAUAAAACCUCGAAAUCUUCCAUAAAUUGGUGCGGCAAAGCAUAAAGUUGGGGGAUCAAAACUAAGUUAAUGGGGCAGCAGCCCACGAAGUAUCCUGAUCUUCAAUCAGCACGUCGUCCUGUAGCUCAUUGUGAUGAAAUUCCAGUGCCUAUCUUCGGAGAACUUCCUGACAUUAGUGACAAAGAUGCCUCCAGUGUUGAAGGACAUGAAGAAGAAGAAGUGGUUCUUGAAGAUGAUGCUCCACAUCCAUUUUUCCAAAAGGAGUUGAAUGAUCUAGUUCGUGACCUCAGCUUGUCAAAGGACUCUGCCGAACUGUUGGCAUCCAGAUUGAAGGAAAAAAAACCUCCUCUCUGACAGUGCUCGCAUCAGCUUCUUCCGCAACAGGCAUCAAGAGUACCUCCGUUUUUUCUCAGAAGAGAAGGACUUGGUGUACUGUGCAGGUAUUGCGCAGGUUCUGCUCAAGCUUGGAGUGCCACAGUACGAACCCAAAGAUUGGAGACUGUUCAUUGACAGCAGCAAGCGAUCACUGAAAUGUGUUCUGCUACACAGCGGCAACCAGUUUGCCUCUAUACCCCUGGCUCACUCGAGUACACUGAAGGAGAACUAUGAAGCGGUGAAGUAUGUGCUGGAGAAAAUUGGUUAUGAUCAGCAUAAGUGGUUUAUUUAUGUUGACCUGAAGAUGGUGAACUUUUUGUUGGGACAACAGUCUGGUUUCACCAAGUACCCAUGUUUUCUGUGCAUGUGGGAUAGUAGGGACUGUGCUCAGCAUUACACGAAGAAGGACUGGCCUGUGCGGGAGGAAUUGGUGCCUUGCAAAAAAAAGGAACGUCAUCAACGACCCUCUGGUGGACAGAGACAGAAUACUCUUCCCACCGCUGCACAUCAAGCUCGGCUUAAUCAAGCAGUUCACCAAGGCUCUGGACAAGGAUGGUGACUGCUUCACUUACUUGUGCCAGGCUUUUCCAGGAUUGACCAUGGAGAAGUUGAAAGCUGGCAUCUUUGACGGUCCUCAGAUCCGUCAGCUCAUCAGAGAUCCAGAGUUUGGAAACUCAGUGAACGAAGUGGAACUGGAAGCGUGGAAGGCAUUUGUUCUGGUAGUGAAGAACUUUCUUGGCAACAAUAAGGCCAGAAACUACGCAGAACUUGUCAACAACAUGCUGACUGCUUUCAGAAACCUGGGCUGCAACAUGAGCGUCAAGAUGCACUACCUAUUUUCACAUAUGGACCGGUUUCCUGAGAACCUGGGUUCAAUGAGUGAUGAGCAGGGGGAGAGAUUCCAUCAGGACAUGAAAGAGAUGGAGACCAGGUAUCAGGGUCCAUGGGACGCAGUCAUGAUGGCUGACUACUGUUGGACUCUGAAGAGAGACCUCCCUGCCGCUGAGCAUUCCUGGAGUUCCAAGAAACGGAAGUUCAAGCCCUGAAGUUUGAAAAAUGGUGAAGCAACAUACAAUUUAUGUGUACUUACCUUUAUCAAUGCCCACCAUUCAGUUUACAGUAAACCUGACCUGAUGGAGAGAAACGGAUGCCAUUUCCUGAUUCAGCAGUGCAAAAAUACCCUAAAUCAGUUGUAGAAAUCUAGACAACAUUCAAAAAGUAAAAAAUUGUUGCCCAGUGUUAUCCUUUACAAGAGCUGUGCUUGGUUAAAAUUCCACUUGUGUCAGAACUAGUGUUUUCUUUUCCACACUUAGCUUUCAUUAGAUGACUUUCCCCCUAUGGACAAGGCUAAGUUCAAGGUAUUGGUUCUGAUGUAUAAAACCCUGGGCAGCUUGGAAUCAGGAUACCUAAAUCAGUCUUUAGAUACCCAGUGAGUUACUAUGCUCUGCAGGAGAAGGCAUCCUGCAGAUACCAUCUUAUAGGGAGGUCUGCAUUCUGUGUGAUGUUGAAACUGGGCCUUAAGUGUUGUGCCACAUGCCUUUUGUAAUGCCCUCCUGCUAAAUAUUAGAUAGGUGCCGCCUCUGUAGACAUUUUGACACCUGCUGAAGACCUUCCUCUUUUAACAAGUCUUUUAAGUAGAGAUAUUUAUUUCCCAGUCUGCAUGCGUAUAGGAAUUGUUUUUAGGUGUGUUUAUUGUUUUAUCUUUUGUGGCAUUUGGGGGCCUUUCAUUUCCAUGAAGACCACAGAAUGUGUCUCAUGGAUCACUCAUUUCCUUCCAGCUUAUAUGGAUGGGAAACAACGGGUUAUAUAGGAGUAGCCAACAUAGUAUUCUCCAUAUGCUUUGAAUUGGAACCCCUCCAUCGCCCCUCAUCAGUGGCUGGCUGAGGCUGAUGGGCCUUGGAGUGCCCAUCUAGAGGGGACCAUGUUGACUACCCCAAGGUUAGGCAGCUUAGUAUCAAAGGGACUGAUUUCAGUCUUGUAUGGCCUGCCACAUUUUUAACUAGAAUUCCCAAAAUCUACUUGCAAAGUUGCAGAUCAUGGUCAAGGGGGAGACAUCUUAACCAUGAUUUGGUAAGCAAAACCUUGAUUUAGCUGCCAUCUGCUGAUGUUAAAAGGCCCAGGGAGGAGCGAAGUGUGUGCAAGCCAGCACAUUUGCACAGUUGCUUAUUGUCAUGUGCAAAGCACACCUUGUUUAAGGUGCAUUACUGAAUCAACCCAAGGUUCAUCUAGAUAAGCAUUCUUCAAAAUCUGCAUCUGUUAGGUAGCCCACCAGAAACUGGCCAGUGAAUCACCACUGGCUCAUAUUCUGACUCUGCCAUGCCUCAGGUCUACCCCUUGUCAAAAAUUUUGGGUUGCCUUCCUAGCUCGUAUUGGUUUAAUGCAGACAUGAUGAGGAAUUUGGGGUAUUCAAGGUGUUUCCCUUAUCUUUUCCCUACAGGUUACUGUUUGGGUUGGAAUUUGCUUUCUUGGUUUGGUGGACUCCCAAAGUAAAAUACGAAGGAGGAUUUCCCAUCUAUUACUAUAUUAUAUUGCUUUUGAGUUAUGCUUUGCAUCAGGUAAUAAGUUGCUCUCUGUGUGUGUGUGUUUGAGUAGUCUGUGUAGAUACAAGGCUUUGAUAUAUACCGUAUUUUUCGCUCCAUAAGACGCACCGAGUUUUUAGAGGGGGAAUGCAAGAUCCUGUAUGCUGAGCAGUGCUGAGCAGAUCCUGUAUGCAUCCCAGGCUCUGACGGGCUGCCCUUCUCCCUCCUCGGGGAAAAGCCCCCAAGAGCUGCACACACGCUCCGCGUGGCUCUUUAAAGGGAGUGCGACUCUUGGGGGCUUUUGCGGGAGGUGGGGGAAGGGACAGAGUCGCGUACUCUGUCACUUCCCCCACCUCCCGCAAGAGCCGUCCGCUAUUUAAAGGGAGCGCAGCUAUCCCUGGCUUUUGCGGGAGGUGGGAGAAGGGAUAGAGCUGCCCGCAAAAGCCAAGGAUAGCUGCUCGAAGCCUCUGCAGGGCAGCGGGGAGCCUUCAUCCCACUGCCCUGCGGAGGCUUCGUGGGGUAUCCCAGAAGCCAGAACAGCUAGAGGGAGUGCUGCGCCGUGCUCCCUCUUGCUGUUCUAGCUUCUGGCUUAGCCGCGCAGCCUGCAUUCGCUCCAUAAGACGCGCAUGCAUUUCCCCUUACUUUUUAGCAGGGGAAAAGUGCGUCUUAUAGAGCAGAAAAUACGGUAUAUAUGAAGAAUGCAUUGAGCUUAGGCUUUGUUACCACUUAAGGUAUAUUCAAUUUCCUAAAACACAUUUGUCUGCUACCUUCAAGUCUUUACUGAUACUGUUAGUACUAGAGAAGGAUGGACCAGUUUCUUUCUUUUCCAUGUUAAAUAUAGUGGGGUAGGAGAGCUGAAAAUAAUGCCAGUAUGUUUUACAUCUGUCAACCAAUGUGCCCCUUUAGUUUCAGGUAUUACAUGGGUAGAUGAGUUUAUAAAGCCAGGGACAUACAUUAUCACAGCUCUCUGGCAGCUGUGGUGGCUCAUUAACUGAAGUAAUGUGUUUAGCAUUAACUCUGGAAGUGUAAACUGUAUUCUGACCAAACCAAGCCUAGGAGUAUACAGAUUGCCAGAUGUGAAUUUUUUCCCAGCUCUUCCACCGCACUAUGUAAGUGUUUUCCUUACUGAAAUCUUGUGUUGGAGGGUUAUUUUGUUGCAAAAACACUGUUUUUGUUUCUUCCUACAAGAUAUGUAAAAGUGGGAAUCUUUGGUCUUCCAAGACCCCAGCAGCUCUCAACAGCUGGCCCCUUUUGACUACAUUUCAUGUUAAAAGGCAGCUCCACAGUGUUCCAUAAGACAUUUCACUAAAAUAGCAGUUGCUACUUGAAGCUGUUCUCUUGCGUCAUUCUCUUUGUGUUCAUCUGUCUUUCCCCCAGGUUACGCUGUACAGCAUGUAUGUUGCUAUAAUGGCUUUCAAUGCCAAAGUUAGUGACCCACUCAUAGGAGGAACGUACAUGACGCUACUUAACACAGUGUCGAAUUUGGGUGGAAACUGGCCGGCAACAGUAGCUCUUUGGCUUGUGGAUCCACUUACAGUGAAGGAGUGUGUCGGAGCUCAAGGACAUAACUGUGGGACUGCAGCUGCUGCAGAAGUAAGUUUCUUAUAAGAGACGCUUUCAUUCCGACACUAGUCUUGAUGCACUGACACUAACUUUCUGCACUGAUAUUUCCUCCCCAUUUAAAAAGCAUCUUAGGAAUAGCUUUUGCUCUUGCAUAUUAUCAAGUGAGAUAAUUUGCACCUCCUGUGUUAGCUAUGCAAGACCUUCGCUUUAUUCACCUUAUGGGGUUUGAACAGUGUGAUUUUAGCCACAUAGUAGUGUGAUAGCAAAGUUGUAAGACUUUUCCAGAAUGCUCGUAUAAGAUCAUAUUGAAAGAAUAAUUGUUCCUUCAGCUUUGGCUACAACCCACAUGCUUCAAUUGUCUUCCUCCAGUAGGCAUCACUGAUGGGGCAUUAUGAAGCUUAAGGCAGCUGCAUUACUCCCUACAAAAGCAUAGACUUUUAAUUAAAAAGGGGAAGGGCAUCUGGGAAAAAAGUCUUUUUUUCCCUGGAUGCCCACCCCCUUCUUAUUUUUUUAAAAAAUUGUUUUUUGCCAAGUAUGUAAAGCCAAAUCCGCACAAUUUAAAUGUACACAAGUUGCGAGUUACCUGUAAUACAAAAUUAUUAUGAAUGGGUGGUAACCAAAGUUAGUCAUACUCUGAGCAGACCCAUUGCAAUCAAUGGACUUUGUAACAUCCACUGAUUUUAGUGGGGGUACCACUUAGUUAGAUAUCACCCAACAUACUAUAUUUUUAAGGGAAAAAACAGUGUGUUCAUCUAGAAUGCUUCAUCAAUGCAUUUUAACUUAUUAUGUUAAUACAUAUAUCCGUAUAACAUCUUUUGACGCCCUUCUCUCAUUCUCUCUUGCAGCUUUGUACAAAAGAAGGUGGCUCUUGUAUUAUUACCUUGGAUGGUUAUUACGUGGAAUCCCUAAUAUGCGUGGCUUUGGGAUUUGUUUGGUGGUUGUUCCUCGGUCCCAAAUUCAAAAAGCUGCAGGACGAGAGGGCAUCUUCAUGGAAAUGCAGGAGAACCAGUUCAUAGGAAAACACUGACAAAAGUUGUUAUGGUUUUAUCCCAUAAUGAGUACACAAAAGAAUAAAUACAUCUAUGUAGGGGGAAAAUGGCCAUUUUAUGCCAAAUGACUUUCUAAAAAACCAAGCCAGGAAAGCAGUAUAUGGAUCAGUUAAAAAAGCACACACACCAACAACAUUUUCUUAAGUUAGAAAUGAAUAAAUAAUCAUACUCAAAACAGCACUUUAAAACUACAGAGCUGUUGUGCUAACUUGCAGCGUCUGCCUUUUGUCUUCUGAUUGAUUUCUUUAACAUUAUCUCUAAACAAAACUUUUAUGAAACCAUAACAUUUUGAUUUAAAUGUAAACGUUGAAUGUAUAUGGUAAAAUAAGCUGUAGAGAGAACAAUCAAUCUGAUACAUUUUCCACAACCCCUUUUAAUUGCUGACCAUAACUACGCUUUAUGGGAGAAAACAAUGAGUAUCAAAAGAUUCUCUCAAAUGUAUUUUCCUGGCUUCUACAAGCUUUAAAGAUUUAUAAGAGGAAUAUUUUUAUAAUGGUGAAAAUUUAGCUUUUUCCUUUUCUUUUAAUGUGCACACUUGACUUCAAGGCUCUUGAUUUGCAAAUAGAAGUGGUUUCUUCAGGACAGCAUUUGUAUGAGAGAAGCAGCUGGCUAGGCACUUAGGUUGAUCACACCUGGUAGAGUGGUAGGCAGGCAUAUUGACUAGUACUGAAGAACGGGCUUCCGAAAGAUUAGGGGCACUUAUAAGGCCAGUGAAUUCAGCUUGCUUGAAAAAGCAAAUAUGCUGUUUCUCAAGAAUUGCUGUUUUUUUCUUUUGUGAGGCCCAAAGAGGACUAGGCGAAAGAUGUGGUGCCUUUUGAAAAGAAAUGGUGAUGGAUUGUCUGUACUUUCAUUGUUUUAGGACAUUCAUAUCGUUCUAAUGUAAGUCAUUCAAUCAUUCCUGGCUGCUGCCUGGAAUCUCCUACAACUGGUAACGCGAUUUUUGCAAUUCUCAUUAUUAAGAGGGAAUCUUCUCUUUAGUGCCUUAAGGAUGUACAAUACAAUGUAUAUCACAUAAGAAAGGGGCACUGUUAUAGUAUGUUGUUGGAUGUAUUUUGUACAUCUCUCAUGAUAUUAAAAUACCUUCAAAAGGUGUGGCAGGCUAGUGUCAUACUCUUGAUGCUGUCUCAGUUUUACUGGUUAUUUCAAGAGGUCAGUUCUUUCUGAAAUGGAUAUUAAUUCUUGAUUCCAAGUGAAUCUGUGAUUUACUGUGUACUGUUUUUCUUUUAAAGCUCUUUUCUGAGUGCAAAUAAAUGUUAAGCCUGUUUGAGAAGGAAGUUUACACAACUCUUAAGCACACUUACUUGGGAGUAAAUGCCCCUGAAAUUCGUGGGACCUACUUCCAGGGAAACAGAGUUAGGAUCAUAGGGUUGGAAGAGGUUUUAAAAUCAACAGAGAGAAAAACAUUCUUAGUCUGCCCUUGAUCUAUAUUCCUCUCCUUCUGAAGAACAAAGUGGCCCAUUGUUAAGCAAUGUAUAACCGAAAUUGCCAACACCUUAAGAUCCCAGUACUUAGAUUUAUAGCUGUUUAAGUGGUUUGUGGAUUUCAGGGAUCCUUCUGCAACCUUAAAACUACAUUUAUAGCCAACUGUUUGUUUUUACAAUAAUAGGGAGAACUCCUGGACUGCUCCCAAUUGGAUUUUAAGAUUGCAGCCUAUCAAUGAUAUUCAUAAACUAGUUAAAUCAGCAAUACUCUGAUUGAAUUCAUGGACCUAAACUAGAUAACAUCCAGUUUAAACAUAUUUAACUAGUGACUUUGGCAGGAAAUUGGGUUACACAUUGCUUCCCUGUGGCCACUUGUUUAAUAUGUUCUGCAGGUAGGCAGUAUGUGCUGAGAUUGCAGGUUGUUUGUGUGUUCUGUUGGUUGAGCUCCAGUAACUUCAUUUAGAUUUGGCUGGUAGAAUAUAGGGAUGACAUUUUUAUUGGUCUCUCCUGCGCCUUUAAAAGCAGCUUGAUUUGCAGGCAUUUGUUAGGUGAUAAUGCUGAUCUCUAACAGCAAAGAGUUGCACCUGUUGAUUUCUAUAGAUCAAGCUGAUGUUGAAGGCACGGUGUUGGCUGGGUUUUGGGUCUGUUAGUAAACUUCAUAGGGUUUGAGACACUCUAGUCCCCACCCCCCCGCCCUGGGCAUAUUCUAACAUGGUGAUAUUGUUGUAUUAAUAUCUUGUAGUUCAGUUCAUAUGAAUAAUCAGACCUGUUUACUUGAAUGAAAAAUCCUUGGCGCUCUCACUAAGUACUUUUAGUUUUCAUUCAUUGUUUACAAUAAACUGAUUUUGUUUGCCUUAAUUUUGAUCCAUCCCUAUUGCCUAGGUGGGACGAAUAAAAUGCUACUUUAAUACUAUAUGUGUAUGAUAGUUAAUGAGAGGAUAUUUAGUGGCUAAAACUUGUAUUUAUCAUUUCCAUUUAUUUUUGGUUUGCCACCGCAUAAAUGAAAAGCCUGUUAACAGAGAACGUUUAUUAACUGUCUCUAGACAAUGUUAGGCAGGGGAUACUUCUAGAAAAAAGGUGUCUGGCUUGCAGAACAUGCACAGGAAAUUAGCCAGUGAGGCGUUUUAUGUUUUCCAGUUCUGUAUUACUGUUUAUACAGGGUGCCAAGAAAAAUAAAGGCUAUGCAUUUAAACAAAUGUCUGAUGCUGUAGAGUAAAUGUUGUGAAUGGCUAAUUAAACUAAAACCCAGAAUCAAUAGCAAAGCUUGAACUAAAACUUUCCUAAAAAAUGAGAAACCUUAAAAGAAAUUUCAGCAUACUCCGAGAAUGAAAGAAGUGCUCAGCAUUACUUUUUUGCACUUAAACACAUUUGUAUUAAACUUGUUGUGUUGAAUUCUUGGACACUCAUCACCGAUGUGAUUUUGCAGAGGGAAUUCCUAUAGAUUUGGAAGCAUAUCCUGAGUUGUGCCUGCACCCGAGAUAGCAGAGUCUGUGGAGUUGCUAUAGGUUAAGCAUCCACCUUUCACUUAUCUGAAUUGUACUAAAUGAGAACAAAAUGAGACCUGUAGUUAUUGAAGGCUAUCUGCAUUAUUUGAGAGGUAAAUUAUGCUGCUUGAUAUAAUUUCAGGUGCAGGCUACAAAUGAUGUAAAUUGGGGAAAAGGUUUAAUUAAAGUUCUCUAUGGUGUUCCCUUAAUUGGAGUAAAUAAUAACGUGAUACUCUUGGCAUAAAAUUGCUUCCCAUUUUCAGGAUAAUGAGUGAUUCCCUGACAGCAAUUGUGAUCAUUCAUGGCAAUCAAGUACAAUUACCUCACAAAAAGUGGAACACAUCUUCUCACUUGUAUAUAAGGUUCAGAAGAAAAUGUUUUCUAUAGCAAUAAUCACGUCAUGUGAAAGGAGAAAUUGUCAAGGGGGAAAAUAUGCUGAGUUGUGAUAAAAGUAUUAUUUGAUAACUACCACUUGAACUCUCAUCUGCACUCUGUGAUGCUGUCUUCAGUUCUGAUUAGAUUUACAAAGCUUAAGCUGUUUUUUUCUGGGUUUUCUAUUGGCUAUAAAGUUCAUAGUUUGGAGAAUAUUCUUUUUAUAUCUUCAAAGGUUCAUCAGAGAUGACUGUAGAAGUAUUGAAUAAUAAAAUAUUGCCUUUUUUAAAAGAAGGCUAAAACUAUUUGCUCGAUACAAACGAUAUAUAAAGCAAGUUAAUCUACAAAGGAUUUGUAGAUGUACAUACUUGUUGCAUACUUGUUGAUGAAAAAAACUAAAAUAUUGCUCAAAUGGAUGACAAAUUGAUUUAAGUGUGAAUCAUAUAAGUAAUGGCCAGGAACUCUGUGAAACCAAUUCCUUUGACUGUAAUAGAGAGUGGAAACAGAAGUAUAAUGUAUAUGUUGGAAUAUUUCUUGACUGUUUGUGUUCUUUCCUUUAUAAUGUGCUGUAAAUUGAGGCACUGGUACACACAAAAUAGGUUUGCUUUUGAAACAGCUGUUAGUCAUAAUGAAGAACAGAACAAAACGGCUGGACCAUUUCAUGAUUAAAAAUAGCUGACGUGUAAAAUGGAACAAACGUGUUUAAUUUUUCUAUUUUACCCAAAGCGUUUCCUGGGUUUUCUCUUCAUGUUUAAGCUUUAAAAUAAAUAAAUAAAUAAGUUCUGUCAAUUGAUAAAUAUGAGACGACACAAUUACCUUGCUGAAAGUGCUAAAUUUACAGAACCAUAUCCCUUAGGAAGUCUCAGAAGCUCUAUCUAUUGUUUCAAUAAAGCAAUAUUGCAGUUUUA
Podarcis lilfordi (Lilford's wall lizard) is the source of this 16953-nucleotide messenger RNA. The record is from the annotation of a GenBank genome assembly. Lineage: Eukaryota; Metazoa; Chordata; Lepidosauria; Squamata; Lacertidae.